AUGUUCUUUGUAGCAUCUCUUCUUUCUCUCCAAAUUGUUUUUGCUGCAAAACAAGGAAAUUUUGGGCUCAUUAAAGCUUGCACCAGUAACAACACUCUAAGGCUGAAGUGCUCGUAUCCCGACUGUGAGGGGUCUCCGUCUUUCUCCUGCCAAAUUAACAGUUCAGACAUGGAUCCACCUCUGGUUUCAAGCAUGUGCCAGCUGAAUAUCACCAACCACAAGUUAAACUAUGCCAAUAAAACCAUUCUAUUCAACUGCACACUAACACGAAAAGUCAGAUUAGAGAUCCGGAAUAUUACCAUCAACUACAGCAUCAAAAAAGGAAAAGGCAGUAUCAAACCUUGCCGGGCAAGAGCAUGUUCGAUUGUGCAGCCGAGCGAUGACAAGGUCAUAACUCUGCCUCUGAAGUAUGGGUCAUCCAGCGAGUUCGACGGUGGCGUCCUUGUGCUACAUGUUUCAUGUUACCCUUGA
This is a messenger RNA of Knipowitschia caucasica, 471 nucleotides long. NCBI's taxonomy places the organism in Eukaryota, Metazoa, Chordata, Actinopteri, Gobiiformes, Gobiidae. The record is from the annotation of a GenBank genome assembly.